GUUGUAUUAAGAACAGCUGCCGAACCUAAUUCUCGCUCACACAGCACUUGGCAAGCGGCACCUGACCAGCUUCAUCCUCUCCGUCCACACUUCACCAAACGGGGAGACGCGACAUGGUGGCCGGCCCCUGGCUCCCCGUCCUGACCGUCCUGGGCUGCGUUGCGUCCCUCAUCUGGGCCGAUGUGACUGACCACUUCCACCAGCCGCCCGGCUGCCAGGCCUUUUUCUACCGUGGGCAGCCCCCGUCUGGUUUCGUCGGCUUCUCCCAGUCCCGCCUGUGCCAGCGUCUGGACGGGGAGCUCUACUACGCCACCCUGUACGACCGCUCAGCCCGUCUGCCCGUCUACUCGGCUUUCCGCUACAAGUACCAAGGGGAGGGCGUCCCUCGCGGGAAGGGUGUGGACCGCACCUGGAAGUAUGAAGGACAGUUGGUGGACCCACGCUCGGACGGCAACAUGACCGCCCUCACCCCUGCGGCCCAGCGGGAUCCUGCUGUGCGCCGCAGCCAGGCUGUGGACGGGGACUAUCCCCUGGAGCUGGGAGGCGUCAACUACGUCAGGGGCCAGCUCAACCCCGUCAAUUUCCAAGGCAGCCGACCAAGCCGCAGUGCCACGUUCGCCCUCACCAACGCCGUGCCAUACCCCAGGCCCUUCCACCACAAAAGCUGGCGGCCGGCCCUCGCCAGGAUGUCCGCCCGGAUCCGGCUCGAGUGCCGGGGAUUCCCUGCCUUCCUGGUGUCUGGCGCCACCCGGCAGAGGAAGGGCCCGGAGCCCUGGGCUCCUCCCCGGGGCAAGGGGAGAGCGGCCGUGCCCCAGGUCCUGUGGCUCACCUUCUGCUGCGGCAACGGUGUGAGCGGGGCUGCCAUGGGUCACCCGCGGGCUGCCGGGAGGCUGGCGCUCGGCGCUGUGGAGCUGGGGCCCUACGAAACCCGGGAGGUCUCCGUCGCCCAGCUGGAGACAGCGCUGGCCGCCCAGAUGGGCCGUCAUUCCGUCCACGUCUACGAUGGCGGCUGCAAACCCACCGGUUCGGAAAAGUUGCCGGAGGAGAAGGGCAGUGUCUGGCGGAGCAGGGAUUGAGGGAACCGAGGGACAGACGAGCGAGAGCCCAGGCCUCCCAACUCACCACGCCCCACAGCCUCUCCAUGGAUUCCGCUUUUCGAUGUUUAUCACUGUGUCCCUCUCUCUCUCUCUCUCUCUCUCGCACAGCCGUCACUCCAGUACAUUAAUAUAUUCACUGCACUCGACAACGGAUUUGCAAAACAUCCUGAAGUCUGAUUAUUAAAAGUCACUAAUUGUUUCUGA
Stegostoma tigrinum is the source of this 1301-nucleotide messenger RNA. Its product is annotated as endonuclease domain-containing 1 protein-like. NCBI's taxonomy places the organism in Eukaryota, Metazoa, Chordata, Chondrichthyes, Orectolobiformes, Stegostomatidae. The record is from RefSeq and is a predicted model, not a curated record. The transcript has 2 exons. Gene Ontology annotation, molecular function: nucleic acid binding; hydrolase activity; metal ion binding. Bases 114 to 1076 code for a protein of 320 amino acids.